ACCUGAUAAGCUGAUACCGCGAUAAUUAGAUACGCAGCGCGCGCUGUUAUCUUCAAUCUUCAUUUUCCUCAUCCAAGACAUCUGAAAAACCACAAAAGCCAUGAGAGCAACCGCUCUCGUCCUCUCUCCACCACCACUCUCCACACGCACCCCUCUCCUCCUCCUCCACUCUCAGCACCCCCUCCUCCCCUUCCGCUCCCUCAAGCCCAAACCCCUCCCCAAACACCCCCUAAUCCUAUCCCCGUCCCCAAACACCCCAUCCUUCCUCGUCCGCGCCGACGACGGCGACGGUGACAGCGCAGGCCCCGAUGAAUAUGACAUGGACGACGAAGAGCUCGAGGAAGUCGACAACAAGAAGGACUUCGACAUUGAGUACGACACUCUCGCUGCCGCCGCAGCAGCCGUUGCUGCCGCCAACGGCGAAGAGGACAUCGCCAUGGUGCAGAGCAAGAGCUUUGUGUUUACGCAAGGCUGGGACUCGGAGAUGGUCGUCGAUUAUCGGAUUAACGAAGACGAGUUUCACAAGAUUAGCUUGCUCGAUUGCGAUUUCUUCAUAAGGAAGCCCCCCGAUCCCGAUAAUGACGUCUAUGAUUUCAGAGAGAUGUAUGUUACUCCUCCGGACACAGAUGUUUAUGCAAUUCCCAGGGUUUUAGCUCCAAUGCCUCAGAAGUACAUUCGCUGUGCCAAGAGUGAUUUUAGCUGCUACAAUGUGACAGAGCCACCAAUUGAUGCUCCUAGAGAUCCAUUGUAUAAGUCUGAGCGGGAUGUUUUAAAGGUUUACUUGACAAAGCACUACAGGAACCGGAGGUUGGGCGACCCUGAUUUUGUUCUGGAUUUUGAGGAGAUUUAUGUGAUUGAUUCCAAAACAAAAUCUAUAAGCAGAGCAAAAGUUCUGGUCAGUGUUCCAGGGGGAAGAAGCAGAGAUAGAAGGCAUGACCUGCUUGUAAUACGUGAUAAUGGCAACUCCUUCAGAAUAAUUCAUGGGAGUGAAAAGGAUGAUCCCACCACAGUAAUAGAGAGGGAAGAGUGGAAUAAGACCAGACAGGACAUGGAGAGGCAUCUUAGCAAGCUACGGGACUUCAGUGUUUCAAAUUGGUUCUAGUCCAUCAGCAGAAUUUAGAGAUAACAUCAUGAAGGCACAUGAGCAACAAAAUGUGGAUUCCCAGAGGUGACUGCAAAUAUGUUGAUGUUGGACUUUCAAGAUAUAUUAGCUAUCCUGAGCACAUAAUAUUGAGUUUAUGAUGCUCUAUAUGAGAAGGUCCUCGUUGCUGAUAUUUUGGCAAGCACUUGUGCUAUAAAUUUUGUAAAGUAGAAAUGUUGAGUUGAUGCUGAAUAUCAAAGUUACUUUGUGGUGCAGGUAAGCAUUUAUGUAGCUUGACCUUGUUGUAAUGUUGAAGUAGUCCAAAUUUUUUUCUUUCUUAACUUUUAAAAAUACAUUAUGAGAAUACUAGGGUUGGUUGCACGUGAUUGA
Prunus mume (Japanese apricot) is the source of this 1471-nucleotide messenger RNA. It is a transcript of the gene PTAC6, whose product is annotated as plastid transcriptionally active 6. The record is from RefSeq and is a predicted model, not a curated record. Gene Ontology annotation, cellular component: plastid-encoded plastid RNA polymerase complex. NCBI's taxonomy places the organism in Eukaryota, Viridiplantae, Streptophyta, Magnoliopsida, Rosales, Rosaceae.